GUUAAACAUCCAACUAAAAUAUUCAGGUAAAAAAUAAAAAAAUAAAAAAGGUUCGUUUUCUGUUUAGCUUAAAGUGCAAGAAUACUCGAUGAAACAUUUAAUAUAUUACAAACCUUAUCAUGGAAAAUUAUAAUUUCAUCACGAAGACAAAGUUUGCCAAUUAGUCAAUAUUUCUGCCAAUUAAUUUCUCCAUAAAGCAGCAAGUACGGCGAAAAGGAGAAAGAGAAAAAGAAAGACGACGACGACGAAGAAAACUAUCUUUAACUUUUUUUUUUUUAAAUCCUAGCAGAAUGAGGAAGCGGAUUAGAGUCCCACUCCGAGCCAGUAGGGGCGCAUUUUGAUGACUGUGAUGAGGUAUGCUGUCCUCACUUGUCCCCUAAUAUACUAACAGUUAAAAUGGCGUCUGAAAACAUCCCUGAAUCCCAAGAUGAGAAAACAGCUCUUAUAGAGACGGACCCAGAGCACGAUGUGCAUCAGGAAUGUGCUACAGUCGCGAAACAAAGCGAAUCUAAAUUAACGCUUUAUCACUGGACGCAGUCUUUCAAUUCUCAGAAGGUGCGUCUGGCCAUAGCAGAGAAAGGUUUGCGCUGUGAGGAGUAUGAUGUGAGUCUACCGCUCAGCGAACACAACGAGCCCUGGUUCAUGCAUCUAAACCCCACUGGUGAGGUGCCGGUCCUCGUCCAUGAUGAAAACGUCAUCUGUGACCCCACACAGAUCAUGGACUACCUGGAGCAGCGGUUCAAUGAUGAAGAAACUCCCAAGCUGAUCCCUGAAGAGGGCAGUACAUACUACCACAGAGUACAGCACUACAGAGAGCUGCUGGACUCACUACAGAUGGAUGCCUACACUCACGGCUGCAUCCUCCACCCUGAGAUCACAGUGGACUCCCACAUACCAGCAUAUGCUGCCACAUGUAUAAGAACACAGAUCGGAAACACACAGACUGAGCUGAAGAAACUGGCAGAGGAGAACCCAGAGCUUAAAGAUGCUUAUAUAGCGAAACAGAGGCGCUUGAAAUCCAAGUUGUUUGACCAUGACAACAUGAAGUACCUGAAGAAGCUUCUGGAUGAACUGGAGAGUGUGAUGGACCAGGUGGAGACAGAGCUGCAGAGGAGGGUGGAGGAAACACCAGAAGGCAGUCAGCCCUGGCUGUGUGGUGAUUUCUUCAGCAUGGCCGACGUCUCCCUGGCAGUCACCUUACACCGCCUCAAGUUCCUCGGCCUCUCCCGCCGCUUCUGGGGCAACGGUAACCGUGUGAACCUGGAAACAUACUACGAGCGUGUAGUGGAGCGCCCGGCCUUCAGGAGAGUGCUGGGCCACGUCAACAACAUCCUGAUCUCUGCCGUGCUUCCGGUGGCGUUCCGCGUGGCCAGGAAGAACGCACCGGUUAUUCUCGGCACCACUCUGUUGAUUGGUGUUCUAGGAGGAGCUACAUACCUGGCUUUUCUUUACAUGAAGAAGAGGCUGACUGUCUCAUUCUGAGGGAGCCGGCAAGUGUUGGAGUUGCUUUUGAACCAAUAUGGGCACUAGGGGGUGGAUAAACAAAGAGAAAUAUGAGAUGUGUCGCCAACAUCAUGAUUUAAAAUGUGUAAUGACAAAAUACGUAGAGAAAUGUUAUCAUUCAGCACACAAUAAUAAUAUGUAAUUGAAACAAACCUUAAUUGUCUUGAUUUCUGUGUUGCUGGUUGCACCAAAUGCACUUUUUCAUCAUCCUCAAUACAUUCUACAUUACAUAUCAAAGGAUCAAACUGGUAGUUUUACAUAUUUUUGCCAUUUCUUAUAAUGACAUAUCUUGUGUGGCUUUGCAGCUCUAAAUAUUACAGCAGUGUUUUGACAGGCUAUGUUAUUGUAGCAGGUAUGAAUAAAUUAGAUGUCAAAAGAUGGCUGGGCAGCAACAAGAUCAGGUAAUAUGGGUAAAAUAAAGUAAGAUAGAAGUUUAUUAUGAGGAUAAAUGGGGUGCAGCAGCUGCAGUGCAAAGUUGGAAGAAAUAGAGUGCAAAUACAAAUAAUUUAUAUAUAUAUAUAAAAUAGAAUAUAAAAUAAUAAAAAAUAUAGAAAAAUAUUUAAACAAUCUAUUUUUCAAAAGUAGAGCAUGAUUGUACCAAUACUCAAUACAAAAUUGAAAAGAAAAAAAAGUGUCCAAAUAUUUGGAAUUCUGACUGUAUGCCAUGCAAUUGUUGCAAAACUUUUACGCAAAUAUACAGAUUUAUUGUAAAUGGGCUAAAAUGUGCAGAAACACCAGCAUGGUCAUCUUGAUCUUAAAAUCACUAUUAAGAGCCUAGUAUGUUUUACCUAAUAUGUACUUUAUCUUUUAUUAUUUAAAU
Molecule: messenger RNA, 2323 nt
Organism: Centropristis striata (black sea bass)
Lineage: Eukaryota; Metazoa; Chordata; Actinopteri; Perciformes; Serranidae
Gene: gdap1
Product: ganglioside induced differentiation associated protein 1
Exons: 6
Coding region: 397-1482 (361 amino acids)
Biological process (GO): mitochondrial fusion; mitochondrial fission
Cellular component (GO): mitochondrial outer membrane
Source: RefSeq, a predicted model, not a curated record